Biomphalaria glabrata is the source of this 1195-nucleotide messenger RNA. RefSeq names its product 85/88 kDa calcium-independent phospholipase A2-like. The record is from RefSeq and is a predicted model, not a curated record. The transcript is spliced from 8 exons. Lineage: Eukaryota; Metazoa; Mollusca; Gastropoda; Planorbidae. Gene Ontology annotation, cellular component: mitochondrion. Gene Ontology annotation, biological process: positive regulation of ceramide biosynthetic process. The coding region runs from base 236 to 1195 and encodes 319 amino acids. Gene Ontology annotation, molecular function: protein binding.
UGUAAACAUCAAUCAUGAGACUAGCCAUUGAAAAAAUAAAUAAUCUAUUACUAGUCUAUUACUAGACUAGAUCUACUAGACUCUACUAGUCUAUACUAUACCUAUUAGAUCUAUAUCUAGAUUAGAUGAAAAUAAUGUACAAAAUCUAGAUUAGUCUUUGAAUACAUGGACAAGACACAACUUACUGAAAAUUAUAGUUUAAAAAUUGGCAUUAAUCAAUGUUUAAGAAGCUAGGAUGGCAGCAUUUCUGAAAAAUCUGGCUACUGGCUUCAAUGAUAUUGUCACUGCUGCACAAGCUAAAAUUAGCCCAUUUACUGUCCAAAGUGCCACUGUGGACAAGUUUUCACAAAAUGGGUGUGUAACCACCAAACAAGAUGGAUGCCUGACCUUGUAUAGAAGAACAGCAACUAUUCCAACUUACGAAUGUACUAUAACCAAACCAGAUAUGCCUACAAAAAUAUUUAGUAUCUUUCGUCAAACUGUGGAAACUGAAGCUGUUAUUUUAUAUAAUUCUUUGCUGACUAUGAUGCUUCCCAUAGUUAAUAGCUGCACUGUGCCAUGUCAAGAAGAUUACCUGCAGAAGCUACUGGACUGUAUCAAGGAGCAUCCAUCAUGGACCUGUGCUCAUGUUGCUGCCUAUUUGGGUUAUCACACAUGUCUAAAGUGCCCAGGCAUUGUUGAUUUUAUAGAUUCCCAGUGCAAGACUCACCAGAUGACUCCACUAAUGGUGGCUCUGAUUGGAAAGCAAGCUCUGGCUGCUGAAGAGUUACUUAGAUUGGGAGCUAGUCUAGAAAAAAAAGAUAAAAAUGGAGACACUGCCUACCAUUAUGCAGUUUUGAAUUGUCCUCCUCUAGUCUCUCUCCUGGUAGACUAUGACCACAAUGGGGUUAUCAACUGGUUGAAUGGUAAAGGAGAGUCAGCUCUAUUGAUUGCCUGUGAGCGCAAGCUGUCUGAAGCCACAGAGAUCCUGAUUGGAUCUAAAGCUGAUCCUCGAGUAGCCACUGCUGAUUGUUUACCUAUACAUGCUGCUGUCAGGUCUUGUUUAUCAGACGCCAGGCACAUCAUUUUAGCAGGUUUAUUAGACGCCAGGCACAUCAUUUUAGCAGGUUUAUCAGACGCCAGGCACAUCAUUCUAGCAGGUUUAUCAGACGCCAGGCACAUCAUUCUAGCAGGUUUAUUAGACGCCAGGCAAUAG